UUAUCAUUUCUCCUUCACCAGAGUGUGGACCCAAGAACAGAACAGCCGUUAAAUAAUUCAAACAGGAAAGAAAGAAAUGAUUUUGAAUUUCAAAUUGAGUAACGGUCACAAAUCAAAAUCCCUAACUACUUCCUCCCAUCUCCGAUUUACAGAACAAUGUUUCAUUUCACCCAACACUAACAAAAAAAAAAAGAAAAAAUCUCCAUUGAUAGUAGUAAGAAAAUCCUUUUUCAAUUUUCCCCAAAUCAAAAAUGGCGACUCUAACCCCAGGUAUUCUUCUCAAACUCCUCCAAUCCAUGAACUCCACCACCAAAGUCACCGGCGACCACCGCAGCCCACUCCUCCAGGUCAUCGGAAUCAUGCCGGCUCUCUCCACCGCCGACUCCCUCUGGCCCAACCACGGCUUCUACGUUCAGCUCUCCGAUUCCCUCAAUUCCACCUACGUUUCCCUCUCCGACCGAGACACCGAUCUCAUCCUCGCCAAUCGCCUCCAAUUAGGUCAAUUCGUACACCUCGACCGCCUCCUCUUCGACUCCCCUCCGGUCCCUACCCCCGUCAACCUCCGCCCCGUCGCCGGCCGCCACCCCUUCAUCGGAACCCCCGAACCCCUAAUUACUCGAAUCUCCCCUUCUAAGAACGGGUACGUCAUUCAGCCUGUUUCAGACUCCGACCCCUCUGUGGAUCCCAUCGCCGCCUAUUUAUCUAGGGCAGGAAAAAAGGAGAACGAGAUUAAAGAGAAAUUCACAGAGAGUAGUAAGGUUAACAGUAACAGGCCAGUGAUUGCUCCGAAAGAGAAUGUGAAUGUCAAUGUGACUGGUAAUUCUGUUUCCGACAAGACAUCGCAGAGGUUUUCAUCGCCAGGGGCAUUGAAGCAGAGAUCGGCGUCCACCGGAAAAAAACCCGCGGCGGCGGCAGAGAGGGAUCAGUCACCGGCCUGCAAGUCGGGGAAAAGAUCCUCUUCCCCUGUGCCACAGAAAUGUGUGGUGCCUAGCCUUGUCUCAGCCAAGGAAGAAAACAGGAGGACGUCGAGGGAGCCUUCGAUAAUCGUACCGUCUAGGUACCGGCAGCCAUCGCCGACCGGUGGUGUGAGGCGGCAGGCGAGUCCGGCGGUGGCGGCGAGGAGGAUGUCGCUGUCUCCGGGAAGGAGGUUAUCGGGUGGGCUUAAGGUGUCGCCGGCUUUAGACUCGUCGGGAAAGAAGAAGAUGGCUGGUAUUGUUGCUGGGAUUUCGAAGAUUUCUGAGGGGCUUGCGGGGUCCGGUAAACCGAGUAGGAAGAGUUGGGAUGAUGCAUCGGCGUCGAGUGGUGGAAGCUCGUCCGAGCAUAAAGAGAAGGUGGGAACUAGGAACAAACCGGAUUUGCAGGCCAUCUUGAGAACUCAGGCUGCUAUAUCGAGGCGUUUGAGUGAUGUACAUGAGAAUUUGCCGAACAAUGAGAAUUUUGGAAGUCCUUUGGGGGAGGAGAAAGUAAAUGUUGCAGGUCCGGUUAUCACCAUACACGAAAAAAGAUGGACUGAUGGGAGUGUUCCGUUGGAUUUGGUCUCUUCUGAUCUUGCAAAACUUGGAAAGGAUGCCAUGCAGAGGAGAAGAGCUGCUUCAGUGGCUGCUGCUGAAGCUUUGGAGGAGGCCAUCGCCACGGAAUCUAUUGUUAGAAACUUGAGCAUGUUUUCAGAGCUCCUGGCCAUGUCGAAGCCUGAAAAUCCACUCCCUACAAUCGACCGGUUCAUGUCCAUUUACGAGGAUGUUCUGAAAUCAACAGCAGAAGCUGAAUCAAUCUCGUCUCUCCAUAAUUCAUCAACAACAAUUAAUGACAACAGCACCUCAACAGACCAAUCAAAAUCCAGCAGCAGCAGCAGCAGCACUCUUUGGGUGGAAGCUGCUCUAGCCACAAAUCUCGAAGUCGUCUCCCUUCUAACAAACGAAAAAUUUGAAGGUUCGUCAAAAGUCGGACAACAAAGUUCGAAGAAAAAACUACCUCUCAGUGGACCUGUCAAGAGUAAUAAUAAUACCACGAAGGGCUUAUCAGUAAUUGGAACAUGGAGUAAGGGCAUGGGAAUGAGUGAGACAGUCGAACUUGGAAAAAGUUUGCAGUUUGAGAUGCAAAUGUGGUUUUUGAGGUUUGUUGAGGAAUCUCUCGAUGCUGGUUUUCGAGUGUUCGGAAACUGUGGUAAUAAUAACACUGGUGUUAGUAACUGUGGACCAAUAGCAGCGAUUUUAUCGCAGCUGAAGCGAGCUGAAGCGAGUCACGAGUGUGACCGGAUAGUGUCGAAAAGGGAUAACGAGGUUUUGAUGGAAAAGAUCGAGCGCCUGAGACGGAAGAUUUACGGGUUCGUCAUUCAGCAUGUUGGCACGACGGUUGACAAUACAUCUCCAACAGCCUCAACUUGAGGCUGAUGAUAUGCUAUUUGUUCUUGAUAUAAAUGAUGUUUCUUGUUUCGUUGUAAUAUACUAUCGAUGCAGGUAAUAUGAAUUGAAUUUCUUAAAUUGCUUGAACUUCCUUGUUUGGGUAAUUUUUUUUUUUUUUAA
This is a messenger RNA of Erythranthe guttata (spotted monkey flower), 2522 nucleotides long. RefSeq names its product serine/arginine repetitive matrix protein, putative (DUF936). NCBI's taxonomy places the organism in Eukaryota, Viridiplantae, Streptophyta, Magnoliopsida, Lamiales, Phrymaceae. The record is from RefSeq and is a predicted model, not a curated record.